Molecule: messenger RNA, 1960 nt
Organism: Esox lucius (northern pike)
Lineage: Eukaryota; Metazoa; Chordata; Actinopteri; Esociformes; Esocidae
Product: galactosylgalactosylxylosylprotein 3-beta-glucuronosyltransferase 1
Exons: 7
Coding region: 620-1621 (333 amino acids)
Biological process (GO): chondroitin sulfate proteoglycan biosynthetic process; carbohydrate metabolic process
Cellular component (GO): Golgi membrane
Molecular function (GO): galactosylgalactosylxylosylprotein 3-beta-glucuronosyltransferase activity
Source: RefSeq, a predicted model, not a curated record
AAAACCAUACAGGUAAGUAAAUUGCCGCUUGACUUAUUAAUCCGCUCUUGGCGUCUACUAUACUGUCACAGUACUUCAGUGAAACACUGUUUAUCGUCGUACCUCUGUUGUGAUAUUCAGUCCGGUUGGCUUUGGUCUAUUCCGCUGUCCAACCUCGGACUCGCGUGAUGAAUUUUGCCAAGAAAUAGCGACCGAUGUUAGGUUGCGUCUCCAUUGUGUCUCCGCUGGGGCGAUCAGCUACACAAACGAAUCCGACACAACGUCGCAGGAAAGCUCUUUAGCCACCCCUCUUCACUCGCCAUCAACACAUAGCUCGCGAUAUUUACGGUAGUAACUACGGUAGAACAAUUUUUGUUUCACUUCUGUUUGACAAUCGAUACGUUUUCACCUCUGCUCUUUAUGUUCAACUGGUCAAAUCGACUCCGCACCCAAAAUGCGCCAUUUUCAGGAGGCGCUGGAAUGCUACACGCCAGUUCUCUGGUCGCAACUCGAGUCGUCUGCUGUCAGGACGGUGCCACAUGUCUCACGCCGUAAGGUAGGGCGCGAAGAUUAGUCGUGUCACUUUUCACCAUUUAGCAGCAUCUUAUGGUAAUGACGUGGCUCAGGUUGGAACCUGGAGAUGCCGAAGACACGAGACAUUUUGGCCUUUGUAUUGAUCGUGUUGCCUUGGACACUACUCAUCGCUGUUUGGGAUUGGAGUCCUAUCAAUGACUUCAAAGAUGACAGACCUGAGAAGCGCCCAUACUCCAAGAUCUCCUUCCCACUUAAGAAAUCCUGCCCUCCAGAGAACAAAGACAUUGUACAGGCGGGUCACACCAAAGACGUCUACAGACGUUCACUACCCUGGUCUGAUGUCCUCCCCAUCCUCCACGUCAUCACCCCAACCUACAGCCGCCCGGUCCAGAAGGCAGAGCUGACCCGCCUGGCCAACACCUUUCUCCUUGUGCCUAACCUGCAUUGGAUUCUAGUGGAGGACUCUCAGCGACGAACCCCACUGGUCACCAGGCUUCUUCUUGAAACAAGCCUGAACUAUACCCACCUCAAUGUGGAGACACCUAAAAACUAUAAGCUGCGUGGGAACAAAAAGGACUACACGAUACCUCGGGGAACCGUGCAGAGGAAUCUAGCAUUGCACUGGCUUCGAGGCACCUUUAGCCACAACAAUAGCAACAGCCAGCCAGGGGUUGUCUACUUUGCAGAUGAUGACAACACCUACAGCCUGGAGUUGUUUGAAGAAAUGCGUUCAACGAGGAAGGUGUCAGUUUGGCCUGUAGCUUUUGUGGGUGGGCUGCGUUAUGAGUCCCCUAAGGUGAACACCAUGGGCAAGGUGUACGGCUGGAAGACUGUAUUUGACCCCCACCGACCGUUUGCCAUAGAUAUGGCUGGGUUUGCAGUAAACCUCCACCUGAUUCUCUGUAAACCUCAGGCCUACUUCAAGCUGCGGGGAGUCAAAGGAGGAUACCAGGAAAGCAGCUUACUGCGGGAGCUGGUCACCCUUAAUGACUUGGAGCCUAAGGCUGCAAAUUGCACCAAGGUUCUUGUAUGGCACACUAGGGCAGAGAAUCCUCUUCUGGUGAAUGAGGGAAGGAAAGGUUUUACCGACUCCAAUGUGGAGAUAUGACACGUCAUCCAAAACAGGUAAUACACAGUAUGGCUGGGAUUCCAAACAGACAAGCUCCCAGCUGGCAGGAUCGGGGUGAACUAUUUACUAUAAUAGUGCUGUUUUAGCAGUGGUCCAGUGUUACACUGGACAAAGGAUAUGUAGGAUACAUAAUAUUGCUUUACAGAGAUAUUCAUAUUCACAGUAUUCACCAAGAUGAGUUUUCAAUGUAAUUCUUAUUAUUUUCUGCUGAAAAUGUUCAAACACAAGUUUGUUGUAAUUUAAAAUGUGUUUUUCUGCCUUAUGUAAAAAUGUACACAAUUGAAAGAAAUUAUAUUCAAAAAACAUAAAAAAGUCUAG